Scophthalmus maximus (turbot) is the source of this 3615-nucleotide messenger RNA. Its product is annotated as clathrin interactor 1-like. The record is from RefSeq and is a predicted model, not a curated record. The transcript has 13 exons. Gene Ontology annotation, molecular function: phospholipid binding; clathrin binding. NCBI's taxonomy places the organism in Eukaryota, Metazoa, Chordata, Actinopteri, Pleuronectiformes, Scophthalmidae. Gene Ontology annotation, biological process: endocytosis. Bases 84 to 2063 code for a protein of 659 amino acids. Gene Ontology annotation, cellular component: plasma membrane; endosome; clathrin vesicle coat.
GGAGAUUGUCGUCGGUAACCGGACAUCACCGGGGGCGACGCCGCAGUAUCGAGGUGGGAGGGGGGGGGCGAAUCCGCGCGGAGAUGCUGAAUAUGUGGAAAGUACGAGAGCUUGUGGACAAAGCCACCAAUGUGGUGAUGAACUACUCUGAAAUCGAAUCCAAGGUGAGAGAGGCCACCAAUGACGACCCCUGGGGACCCUCGGGACAGCUGAUGGGAGAAAUAGCCAAGUCGACCUUUAUGUAUGAGCAGUUCCCAGAGGUGAUGAACAUGCUGUGGACCAGGAUGCUGAAGGACAACAAGAAGAACUGGAGACGAGUCUACAAGGCUUUACUGCUGCUGGCCUAUCUGAUCAGGAACGGGUCUGAAAGAGUCGUCACCAGUGCCAGAGAACACAUUUAUGACCUGCGAUCUCUAGAAAACUACCACUUCAUUGAUGAGAACGGUAAAGAUCAGGGCAUUAAUGUUCGUCAGAAGGUGAAGGAGAUGGUGGAGUUCGUCCAGGACGAUGACAGACUGAGAGAAGAGAGGAAGAAAGCCAAGAAGAACAAAGAUAAAUACAUUGGCGUCUCCUCUGACAGUAUGGGAGGAGGCGGCGGCAGCUUUAAGAACUCUAAUGAGUUGGAUCGGAGUAAGUGGGAUGAGGACUGGGAUAAGAGCAAAGGAGCUUUCCCAUUCAGCGAGAAGCUCGGAGAGAUCAGUGACAAGAUAGGCAGCACCAUCGACGACACACUCAACAAGUUCAGGAAGAAGGAACGAGAUGACUCACCCGACAGAAUCAGUGAUAACGAGGAGGAUCGAGCGUCGAGGAACGGCAGGCUGGAAACCGUGGAGUUCAAAGAUGAGGAGGAAACCAUCACGACGAAGAGCAUCCAGAUCACGCAAGCGACAGAAACCACCACCACCACUACACGCAAACGCAGCGGAGCAACGAGCAGCAAGACUCUGGACCUGGGCGCUGCAGCCCACUACACCGGAGACAAGAGCCCAGAGGAGAAGUCAUCAGGCCGGCAGUCAUCCAGUAGCGGCCUAGCUGACUUGUUGUCGAUCAACCCUACAUCCAAUCAGAGCACUUCAACAGGUGGCAGCUCAGACCUCAUUUCCGGUUUUGCUGACUUCUCCUCUCCCGCAGCCUCGGCCAGCCUCCCAACCUCCACGGCUGCUGUAUCAUCCAAUGGAAACGGAGAAUUUGGAGACUGGAACGCCUUCUCCACCAAUCCACCGGCUUCAUCUGGCUCUGCUCCUCCCCUGCCCGUCACCGACAUGUUUUGCAGCGUCCAAUCACCCUCAGCCCCGGCCUUGAAUACUGUCCCUGUCCCGCCUUCUGCCGAGCUGUUUGACCUGAUGGGUGGAGUUAACCGCCAAUUAGCCAAUCCACACACAACACUGAGUGCAUCUCAGAGCAUGACUUUCUCUCUGGGAGGAGCGACACCCGGAGCAUCUGUUGCUAUGUCCACCAUGCCUCUUUCUUGCUCUCAACAGAGCUUGGGAGGCAUGAUAUCUCAGCAGCCCAUAGGACAACAGCAGAAGGUUGGGGUCGGAGGUCAAGGAUCAUUAGGGUCAACAUGGUCGGACCCCUCCGUCAACAUUAGCCUGGACUUCCUCUCAGCAGGCCUCAACCCCGCAAAGACACCGCCCACACUCAACAACAUCAUCCAGCAACAAGGAGUGACUCCCGUCAACCUGUUGGCCCAGAACUUCGGAGGACUGAACCUGAGCUCCCCGCCCCACGUGACACCCAUCAGACCACCAGCCAAUCCCCUGAUGGCAGGCAGUGCCAUGACGAUGAGCAUGCCUGCUUCCAUGGCAACCGGCAUGCCUGCUUCCAUGGCCGCGGGAAUGCCACCUUCAAUGACCACGGGUACCAUGGGGAUGGGUGGAAUUCCUGUCAACCAAGGCAUGAUGGGAAUGAACAUGAGCAUGAAUAUGGGCAUGACCACUCCGGUGAUGAUGGGUGGCAUGGGAGUGCCGGGAGUCGGGAUGGGCCUUGCACACUCCAUCACCCCAGCCGUGGUUCCACCCAAACAAGAUGCCUUUGCUAACUUUGGCAAUUUUGGGAAAUGAAGGAGCGUAUAUGUGUGUGUUGAGUGUGAGAGUGAGGGUGCAUGUCUGAAAUCAUGAGAGCGCGAACCGCGGAAGGACUGCUGUACUUGAAGACAACCUUGCAUGUCUCUCUCUGCUCCUGCUGUUUUUAGGCGAGGUGGCACCGGUGGUCGUUGAAGCAGGGGGAGAGCGCCCACUGGUGCCCCUCACCCACUGGUGUUUUUUUCUGGGGGGAGAGAUAAAAAAGCAGGGAUGUUGUUGACCCACAGUCUUUACCCAUUUUUUUAUAAAUAUAUGAACUGCAGUGCUUCCCUGUACAUUACAAAACAUCACUGCAAAACGUUUUUCUCUGUUACUGCACACAGAAUUAGAUCAGUAGGGUUAACUCAGAUGAAAAAAUGGCAUUGCUGCCUUAAUUUUGCAUUGUAGUCAAGUUUUUUAAUAAUUUCAAACUAAUUCAAUCCCAAAUGUCACAUUUCUCUCACUUGUUGCGUAGACAGUAUAAGUAUCUGGAGUAUACAGAAUCCAUAAUCUGAUCCUCCAGCGAAGUGUUGAAUAGGUGUAUGCAGUGAGAUGAUGAUUUACAUAUUACAUAAUUCUUCUCUUUGUCUCCCCCGUCCAGUCAGACACUUAAAGUUUUGUUAAUGUCUAAAAGACACCGUGAGUGAAGCCUUGAAAUGUCCUGAGAAAAACUGUCCUUUUAAAAUUAUAACGUGUUGCUGUUAAAAGUGAUACCUGUCCUCUACUUUCCAUUUUGGAGGCCUCUGUUAUAUUAAUUCCAGAUGAAAGGGACAGUCAGUAUUUUAAAUUUACUCUUACUGCUUUUGCAUACAGACAGUUUGAGGAUAGAGGUGCUGAACAAGGUUUUUUGAAAGAGUAUUUUCCAGCCUGCUGUGGUAAAAGAGUGAACAUAAUUUGUCUUAUUGUCAAUUAUCUAAAUUUCUUUCACGUUUAGGCUGUGGGACAAUUUUUGGGACACCUCAGCAAUGUACCUUUUAGUCACGAAGUAUUUUUGCCACUCAACAUUUUUCAUCUUGCAGCUAACUGUAUGGUCAUAUCUGGGCCAGAUGGACUAGAAAACUAACCACCCUUAUGUUUGACAUGGAUUAGAUAAACUGGAGGAAUUGAAUUUUUUUUCCAUUAGUUUUAAUAAAUGGUUUCUAUGGCUGUAGCUGAGAGAAUUCCAAAGGGUUUUGGGAUCCCAAGAGCAUAUGUGCGAGAAAUGAGUGAAUGUGUGUGUGUGUAUGUGUGUGUGUGAGAGACUGUGUAUGGGUUUAGUUUUCUCUGUUUGAUGUGCAAACACAACUAAGCAGAGCCUCUUGUCAUUUUCUGAGGCUGCCGCACUCCAAAUGACCAAAUCUUUAUUUUGUUACUCUCAGAAGGAUGAUUCCAUAGCAAUUAGUUUAAUAUUUUAUUUGUUUACUUGUAAUGUUGUGAUCAUAUGGGAGAACUAAUAAUAACAUUAUUUAGUUGACAGGAACCUUUUUUUUUUUCUUAAUUUUUUUUUGGUACAGCUCGUUUCAUUUCAUUGUGCUCUUUAUUUUCUGUACUUCAUCAUUAAAUUAAAUUAUAA